AUGGCUGAAGGUCUUGCUGCUGUUGGGGCUGUCGCCAGUAUAGUUCAGCUCGUUGAUUUCAGCGCCAAAGUCAUCCUUCGCCUCAAGGAGUUCCAUUCUCUUGCAGGAGAACUGCCAACGUCCCUUCGCUAUGUCAGCUCUGAGCUGCCUGUUUUAAGCACCACACUAGAGAGCAUUUGCCAAAAUCUGAAGGUGAACCCAGCAGAUUCCAAACUCGAAGCUGCUCUGCUAUUGGUAGUCAGUGAGUGCCGCGAACAGAUAGCGCAACUAGACGCCAUCAUUACGACGACGCUGCCGACUGCUGGUGACAAGUGGUUGUCAAAGAGUAAGAAGGCUAUAGGAAGUCUGUAG
Molecule: messenger RNA, 351 nt
Organism: Bipolaris oryzae ATCC 44560
Lineage: Eukaryota; Fungi; Ascomycota; Dothideomycetes; Pleosporales; Pleosporaceae
Exons: 1
Coding region: 1-351 (116 amino acids)
Source: RefSeq, a predicted model, not a curated record